Molecule: messenger RNA, 1236 nt
Organism: Labeo rohita (rohu)
Lineage: Eukaryota; Metazoa; Chordata; Actinopteri; Cypriniformes; Cyprinidae
Gene: emp3a
Product: epithelial membrane protein 3a
Exons: 5
Coding region: 180-677 (165 amino acids)
Cellular component (GO): plasma membrane
Source: RefSeq, a predicted model, not a curated record
UUCCUGGACCGUUUUUUCCCAAACGUGGGAGACUGGAGAGAGUGAGUGAGUGAGUGUGUGUGGAGGAGAGAAGUGGGGAAGAGAGGGGAGGAGACCUGCUGAAGACAGAGAACAACACAGAACUUCAGACCAAAGUUUUCAGAAGAUCUGUUGGUACGAAUACACAAGAAUCCACCAAAAUGGCUUUCCUGUUGAUGUUCGUGACCGUCCUGCAUUUGGUCACCCUGGCCAUGCUUUUCAUCGCCACCAUGGAGAAGUCCUGGUGGUCUUGGGCAGACAUAGAGAACAGAGAUCUCUGGUAUAAGUGCACCUAUGAAAACGCCACAGAAUCUUGGUUAUGUGCAUCUGCCAACGAGAGCGAAUGGCUGCAUUCAGUCCAGGCCCUUAUGAUUUUGUCCGUGGUGCUCUCUUCCAUCUCCUUCAUGGUGUUCCUCGGACAGCUCUUCACCAUGUCUAAAGGAGGGCUUUUCUACUUCACUGGCCUGUGUCAACUAUUUGCAGGUUUAGCAGCGUUUGCCGCUGUUCUUAUCUACACCUUUCAAAGGAGGGAGAUUCUUGAAGAUGCUCAUGUACUGGAAAAGGGUCAUUUCGGCUACUGUUACAUUUUGGCCUGGGUGUGUGUGCCUCUUUUACUCAUUAGUGGAGCACUUUAUGUGCAUCUGCGCAAACGGGCCUGAUUGUUUUUGCUUAACACCACACUUGCUUCAGUAGUUUAGUUUGCUAUUUGAUUAUAUAUGCUAAUGGCUGUUUUUAGGUAAGUCAAGUUUAUGAUAUGGCUUAUUGUUAUUUAUUGUCAUUGUGUCAGUUUUUAGGACCAAACUUCCAACACCCUCUUUGCUGCUUUUGCUGAGUUGCAACAAAACUUGCUGUAUUUUCCCAUAGUUGGGAAACUGCUGCUUUAAGUUUGAUGCUGUUAAUCAAAUGGGAUUUUAAUGCAAAAAAAAGCUGGAAGUUUACUCACCCUCAGGACAUCCAAAACGUUAAGAGUUUUCUUCAUCAGAACAGUUUUCGAGAAAUUUAGCAUUAUAUCACUUGCUCAUCUUUGCAGUGAAUGGGUGCCGUCAGAAUGAGAGUCCAAACAGCUGAUAAAAACAUCACGAUACUCUACAAGCGAACCACAAAACGAAAAGCUGUGCUGAGUCCUCUAUCCAUAAUAUUGCUUUCUUUAGUGAAAAAUUGAUCUACGCAGAGAUUAAGCACAUUUUACAAUUUAAAAAAAAAAAAGUUUGAAACAAA